ACACAGGCAUUAUUGCCAUCUCUAACUUCACCUCGACUUGCAUGACUUUGAUAUUCUAAAAAAUCUUUUGUUUUUGGUUUGAAAAAUGCCGUCUUUUAAAGUUAAAGUGAAAUGGGGUCGUGAAAUGUAUCCGGACAUUGAUGUGAAUACCGAUGAAGAGCCAAUAUUGUUUAAAGCUCAACUUUUUGCGCUAACAGGAGUCCAACCGGAACGCCAAAAAAUAAUGUGCAAAGGUGGAAUACUUAAGGACGAUGAAUGGAAUUUACAAUUAAAGGAUGGAGCCGUAGUCUUAUUGCUGGGCUCAAAGGAGAAGGUGCCAGAAGUGCCCCAAGUGCCAGUUAAAUUCAUUGAAGAUAUGAACGAAGCCGAAGCGGCAACGGCGAUGCGUGUACCGGCUGGUUUGACCAAUCUCGGCAAUACUUGCUAUAUGAAUGCAACUGUUCAGUGUUUGCGGGCAGUUCCUGAAUUGCGCAAAGCAUUGGAGAAAUUCCGACACGAUGGUUCGGAUGCGACUUCGUCGGCAUUCACAAUAUCAUCGGCCAUGAAAAUCGUAUUUACCCAAAUGGAGAAGGGCACAACUAUAACACCAAUUGUGCUGUUGCAAGCCUUGCAUCGUGCAUCGCCCCAAUUCGCACAGACCGGCGAAAAUGGCACCUAUCGCCAGCAGGAUGCCAACGAAUGCUGGUCGGAGAUAUUGAAAAUGUUGCAGCAGAAACUAAUGCCACUCAGCCAAGGCAGCUCCGAUGAUGGCGCCGUUGUCGAAAAGAAAAACCAUAGCUCAUUUAUUGAACAGUUCUUUGGGGGCACCUUUGAGGUGAAAAUGACUGCAGAUGAGGCUCCUGAUGAGCCGGCCACAAUCUCCAAAGAGAACUUCUUGCAGCUCAGUUGCUUUAUAUCCAUGGAAGUGAAGUAUAUGCAUAGCGGAUUAAAAUCGAGAAUGAAAGAGCAGCUGGCUAAGCAUUCGGAAAGUCUGGGUCGUAAUGCCAACUAUACCAGAACUUACUUGGUGAGUCGACUGCCUGCAUAUCUUACGGUUCAGUUUGUUAGAUUUCAAUACAAGGGCAAGGAGGGCAUCAAUGCCAAGGUCUUGAAGGAUAUUAAAUUUCCAAUUGAUUUCGAUGCCUACGAGUUGUGCACACCCGAAUUGCAAAACAAGUUGUCCCCGAUGCGUUCCAAAUUCAAGGAUCACGAGGACAAGAAAGUUGAUGUGGAAUCGACGAUAAAGAAAACUGCCCAAUCUAUGGAAGUCGAUGACAACGAUGACGAUGACGAUAGCAAAUAUGAACCAUUCUCGUUCGACGACGACUUGGGCAGCAACAAUUCUGGUUAUUAUACACUUAAAGCGGUACUCACACACAAGGGUCGCUCCAGUUCGUCGGGCCAUUAUGUUGCCUGGGUGCGUUCAAGUGGCGAUGUUUGGUUCAAGUUUGAUGAUGACGAUGUAACAUCUGUCAGCACCGAUCAGAUCUUGCGACUCUCCGGUGGCGGUGAUUGGCAUUGCGCUUAUGUCCUUCUCUAUGGACCCAAACGUUUAGAUAAGUGCUAGUAUAUCUCUAUCUAUAUUUAUAUGUUUGUUUUUUGCAUUCAGGUGGUUUACACACAAACACAAACAGAUCUUGUUGUUAACCCAAUUCAAUAAAUUGAAAUGAUCAAACAAUAAU
Molecule: messenger RNA, 1661 nt
Organism: Drosophila grimshawi
Lineage: Eukaryota; Metazoa; Arthropoda; Insecta; Diptera; Drosophilidae
Gene: Usp14
Product: ubiquitin carboxyl-terminal hydrolase 14
Exons: 7
Coding region: 86-1546 (486 amino acids)
Biological process (GO): regulation of proteasomal protein catabolic process; proteasome-mediated ubiquitin-dependent protein catabolic process; protein deubiquitination
Molecular function (GO): cysteine-type deubiquitinase activity; proteasome binding
Source: RefSeq, a predicted model, not a curated record